AUGCUGUAUGUAGGACAGAUGAGACUCAAGAGUGAAGAGGCAAUGGGGUCUGGUGAGGAGGCAUUAGCCAUUGGGCAAUCACAUGACACUGCAAUUAUUACAAUCAUGGGUUUCAGAUUUGCUAGCUUAGUUCAUGCCAAGCAACUCAUCCAGAGGCCUUUUUCAAGCACAAAAGUUAUUCCGAAAGGAUAUUUAGCAGUGUAUGUGGGUGGUGAAAGCAGAUUGAAUAGAUUUGUGAUUCCUGUGGCAUACUUGAACCAACCUUCAUUCCAAGACUUUCUAAGUCAAGCUGAAGAGAAGUUCGGAUUCGACCAUCCAAUGGGAGCUCUUACAAUUCCGUGCUCUGAAGAUUCCUUCAUCGAUCUAAUUUCUCGCUUAAGCUCCUAG
Molecule: messenger RNA, 387 nt
Organism: Cannabis sativa
Lineage: Eukaryota; Viridiplantae; Streptophyta; Magnoliopsida; Rosales; Cannabaceae
Product: auxin-responsive protein SAUR24-like
Exons: 2
Coding region: 1-387 (128 amino acids)
Biological process (GO): response to auxin
Source: RefSeq, a predicted model, not a curated record